Molecule: messenger RNA, 1806 nt
Organism: Kazachstania africana CBS 2517
Lineage: Eukaryota; Fungi; Ascomycota; Saccharomycetes; Saccharomycetales; Saccharomycetaceae
Gene: SAS10
Product: rRNA-processing protein SAS10
Exons: 1
Coding region: 1-1806 (601 amino acids)
Biological process (GO): maturation of SSU-rRNA from tricistronic rRNA transcript (SSU-rRNA, 5.8S rRNA, LSU-rRNA)
Cellular component (GO): small-subunit processome; nucleolus
Source: RefSeq, a predicted model, not a curated record
AUGGCUAGAAAGCAGGAUAGGGAAGAAGACAGAGAUCCGUAUGGAUUAAAUGAAGUGGAUGCGUUUGCUGAUAAGAAAGAGAAAAUCCUGUUGGAACAAUCUACGUUGAAUACUGGUAAUGGCAAUGAAAGCUACGAUUCUCUGGAUGAUGAUGAGGAAGAAGAAGUGAUGGGAAUGAGUGGUGAAGACUCGUCCGAUGACGAGGAAGAAGAAGAAGAAGAGCUGGACGGUGAAAAGGCAUACAGGAAAGUUUUUGGUAAGAAGUUACAUUUAGGUGAAUCAGAAGAUGAAGCGGAUGAAAAUAUGCUAGACAAUGAAAAUGCCUGGGGUGCCACCAAAAAUGAAUACUAUGGUGCAGACGACUUAGACGAUGAAGAAGUAGCUAAAGAGAUUGAAAAGGAGGCCCUUCGUCAGCAGAAAAAGCACCUUCAAGAACUCAACAUGAACGACUAUAUGGAUGAAGAAGUUGAGGAAGAAUGGACUAAGAGUGCGAAAGAGUUUGAUAUGAAUGAAUUUCAAACAAGUACCAACACCAAGAGUGACAAUACUGUGUCGAUAAAGGAUCUUUUGAACAUGGAUUCGGAUGCCAAGAAGGACUACUUGAAAAAUUUGAUUCCUGAAUUUUUACCGUUAUGUAAAGAACUGGCAACAUUAUCUGAAGUCCUGGAAGAACUGAAAGCAAAGGAACAAUCUGAGCUAGUGAAGUUAAAAGUAAUGGCUCUUUCUGCAUAUUUAGGUACAAUAUCUUCCUACUUAGGUAUUCUUCUACAUGAGAUUAAUAGCAAUGAAGAUUUCUCAUCAAUGAAAGACCACCCUAUUAUGGAAAGUAUUUUAACAUCAAAGGAAGUUUGGAGGCAAGCUAAUGAAUUACCAGGAAGUUUCGAAGCUGGUCAACAAUUACAAGACGACAGUGAAGAUGAAGAUGAAGAAAUGGCCGAACUAGAUGAAAGCAUUUUGCAAAACAUUCCAAUCAGUGAAGAAACCAAAGAUGAACAUACAGCCGCAGCUGACUCGGGUGCUAAUAAUGAUAGUGAAGAUGAGGGCGACGAUGAUGGCGAAGAUGACGACGUUGAUUUAGAUGAUUUCGAAGAAUAUGUCACACAAUCUCGUCUACCCACAAAAUCAAAGGAAAAAGCAGGUCCUACUGAUGCUGAUGAUUUCUUAGAGUCAGAGAUGGCAGAUGUGGAUGCGCAAGAAAAGAGGGCUCGUAAGAGGACACUAAGGUUCUACACUUCUAAGAUUGAUCAACAGGAAAAUAAAAAAAUUGAUAAAUUUAAAGGUGAUGAUGACAUUCCAUAUAAAGAGAGAUUAUUCGAAAGACAACAAAGGUUGCUUGAAGAAGCUCGUAAGCGUGGUCUACACGAUAAAAAUGGUGCUGAUCUAGAUGAUAAGAAUUAUAACUCUGAAGAUGAAGCAGUAUCCAAGUCCAUUAAUGAUAAAAGUAUUGAUGAUUACUACACUCAAAUCCAAAAAAGUAGGCAAAAUAGAAAAGAAUCGCGUCAACAAGCACAUAAGACUGCUGUUAUGGCGGCAAGAGAGGGUAAAUUGGCCGAAGCUUCAGAAGCUGUUGGUGAAGAUGGUAAACGUGCUAUUAACUACCAAAUCCUAAAGAACAAGGGUUUGACUCCAAAGAGGAAGAAGGACAACAGAAAUUCACGUGUCAAGAAGAGAAAGAAGUACGAAAAGGCUCAAAAGAAACUCAAAUCGGUUCGUGCAGUUUACUCUGGUGGCCAAUCUGGUCCAUACGAAGGUGAAAAGACUGGUAUUAAGAAGAAUUUAACGAAAUCUGCCAAAUUCAAAAAUUAA